GUCACGACCCAGCGCACGCUCCUGGAGCGGCGGCAGGGAGCUGCCAGGCCAGAGCGAGCGAAAGAGCCCGCACGCUGGCCUCGGCCCCAGCGUCUCCCGGGGCCGAAGCCCGGCCUCCAGCACAGACGGAGCCGGGCUCCGCCUCGCUGCCUCGUGACAGGUCGGAGGCGGAGCUCGGGGAUCGUUUGACUCGGUCCCGCCCGGGCGGCUCGUCACGCAGGGACAGCGCCGAGCCAUGGAGCCAGCCCGGCUGUUCCUGGGGCUCCUGUGCGCCUCCGCGGCGCUGGCCGCCUCCAGCCUCCACCAGCGCGCCCCGCAGCCCGAGCCCCUGCUGCUGGAGGAGGAGCCGGAGCUGGGCGAGUCCCCCUCCGGCUCCCUCUGGCCUCUACCCCGCUCGCUCCGCAUCCUCCCGCGCCAGCUCCAGCUGGCCCCGGCCCGCUUCGAGCUGGUGCACGGCCCGGGCUCUGCGGCGGGGCCCGGCUGCGCCCUCCUGCAGGACGCCUUCCGCAGAUAUUACGAGUACAUCUUUGGUUAUUCCAAAUGGCAAAAUCAGGGUCAAAGACAGCGUGGUGCCGGAACAGAGUUAUUGCAGCUUCAAGUCAUAAUUGGUUCCAAAGACUCUGAGUGUGACAAUUAUCCCAACAUCACGUCAAAUGAGGCCUAUCAGCUUAGUGUAACAGAACCUGUGGCAGUACUGAAGGCAGAAAAGGUCUGGGGUGCAUUAAGAGGUUUGGAAACCUUCAGUCAGUUGGUCUAUGAAGAUGACUACGGGAGUUUCCUUAUCAAUGAAUCAGAAAUCACUGACUACCCAAGAUUUGCUCACAGAGGAAUCUUACUUGAUACAUCAAGACACUUUCUACCCCUCAAAAGCAUUCUUACAAACCUGGAUGCCAUGGCUUUUAACAAGUUUAACGUUCUCCACUGGCACAUAGUAGAUGACCAUUCGUUCCCUUACCAGAGCAUCACUUUCCCCAAGUUGAGUGGCAAGGGCUCUUAUUCCUAUGAUCACAUCUAUACUCCGACUGAUGUCCGUCUGGUGAUUGACUAUGCUCGGUUAAGAGGCAUUAGGGUUAUCCCCGAGUUUGAUAGCCCAGGACAUACACAAUCUUGGGGGAAAGGUCAAAAAGACCUUCUCACACCAUGUUUCAGUGGAGAGCACCAGAGUGGUUCUUAUGGACCUGUAAACCCCAUUUUGAAUACAACUUAUCACUUCAUGACUGACCUCUUCAAAGAAAUUAGCAGUGUAUUUCCUGAUGCCUACAUCCACUUGGGAGGAGACGAAGUGGACUUUACUUGUUGGAAAUCUAACCCUGACGUGACAGAGUUUAUGAUGCAGCAAGGAUUUGGCACUGACUAUGCUAAACUGGAAUCUUACUAUAUUCAGAAAAUCUUGGAUAUUGUUUCCUCUGCUCACAAAGGAUACAUAGUCUGGCAGGAGGUAUUUGAUAAAGGAGUAAAGCUAAAACCUGACACAAUAGUUGAAGUGUGGAUAGGGAGUUUGUAUACUGUAGAACUAAGCCGUGUAACAGGAGCUGGGUUCACCACUAUCCUAGCAGCCCCCUGGUACCUAGACUAUAUUAGUUAUGGACAGGAUUGGAAGAAAUACUACAGCGUUGAACCACUCAACUUCAUUGGGUGUGAAAAGCAGAAAAAGCUGGUGAUAGGUGGAGAAGCCUGCCUUUGGGGAGAAUUUGUGGAUGCAACUAACCUCACACCAAGAUUAUGGCCUCGAGCAAGUGCUGUUGGGGAGCGGCUCUGGAGCAGUGAAAAUGUGACUAACAUAGGGGAUGCUUAUAACAGACUAGUGAAGCAUCGUUGUCGCAUGCUCAGACGUGGAAUAGCAGCUGAACCCCUGUUUGUUGGGUAUUGUGAUCAUGAAGCUAGAGACCUGUAACUGCUGCAGCAAGAUUUUCCAGAAUUACCUGAAGUGUCUUUGUGGGAAGUGAAUCUACACAUUCAACACCUGAAAUUUGCACUGAAAAAAAAAAUCCUGAAAUGCUGGAAGUUUCAGAGAUGUUUUAAAACUAUAAAAAUUGAUACCAAUGCAAUAAUAAAUCACAGUAGAUGUACAGAGAAUCAAGGACUCAUUUACUGAAACCUCUGUGGAGUUAUGCUGUAUGUAUGUAGCAGGUUUUAUUCCUAUUGAACAUGUAUAAUUCCAAAUGGCAGCUACCCAGCACUUGACAUAGAUGUCACCAUCCAUAUAGAUGUCAACUGGAAUUCUUCACUCUACAAUCCUUGAGCAUGACAGACCACUCAACGUUAGGCAGUAGAGGACAACAGAACACUGUGCCUAGAGGCUCAGAGCUUACAGUAAACUAGCAUUAAGUGGUAAAGGCAAGUUAUUUAUAUAAAUGUGUGACCAUAAGGGAUAUGAACAGUACACUUUUGAUAAAGCACUUAAUCUGUUACAGCUGUAUAAGUAUUAUGUUAGCAAAAAAGCUUUCUCAAAUCUACUCUGGAUAGAGUAUGAGGGGAAGAGGAAAGUAGUUCAUUAUCUGUGUCUAAUCAAUCCUUAGUCUGCUACCUCAAAUAACCCAGAGGUGGCAGAGAACUGGAAUGAGACUAGACAAUUUCAAGAAGACAAGUUCUGAUCCCUAGUGACCCAGAGUUGACUGGCUAUAUGAUGUACAUUACUGUAAAUCAUUCAUUUACUCUUGAGGGUCAGAUUCGUAUAAGCUGGACUUUGCACUUAAUACAUAAUGCUAGCAGCAGAAACAAUUCUUCCUUUAAAUAAGCAUAGCAUUAUUGGGCACAGAUCUUGGAAUGAUCCUGCACUUAACCAACAUUUCCCCCUUUCCACAAAAGGUUUUUGUCCUAUACAAUAUUCUUCACUCUACCUCUAUCUAAAUUUGUUUCAGUAGUUAAACCAUGAUGCCCAAACUACUAUUUGCUAUAGCCAUGUUGGUCCCAGAAUAUUAGAGAUACAAGGUGGGUGAGGCAAUGCCAUUUAUUGGACCAACUUCUGUUAGCGAAAGACAUAAGCUUUUAAGCUGAUACAGGGCUCACUCACCUUAUAUGCUACCUACUCUGUACCAUACAACAUUCUAACAUUAAGGCAAGUAAUUCUUGUUUGCUCAGCUUAAAUUAAAGUAGGAGUUUUCAGUGUUCAGUUGAAGCCAGACCAACAGAAGACGCUGACUAGCAGAGUGGCCAAUAGUUAAGUUUACUUUUAUAUGUGAAAUAUUAAACGUUUUAAAAACAACAUACUUUACUUACUACAUACUUUAGGUGAAACAGUUCUGACAUGAUUCAGUAAGUUGCAUGUAGUGCUCACUUUCACAGAAAGAGCUGCACCAUCAUUUCUUGUAGGGGAUUUGGAAUGUUGUCUUCCAGUAAGGUAUCAGUUCCAACUGUUAGGCAUGUGACAUGUAGUACAUGGAAUAUGGUGGAUAUCAAAACAGUCAAUUCUAGUUAUCUCUGGUUUAACUCCCUUCAUGCAAACAAGGAAAUUCCAGGAUUUCACAGCACUUUUUUCUUUGCCACUUACCACUGGACAGCUGUAGCAUGUUAUUUUAAGACCGCUCUAACCCCACACACUUUACCCCACCCAUUUUUCAGAAAGAGGAUACUUGGCAAACAGUUCCCCUAACAUUUUCUAGUGAGAAUAAAGCAGGUCUUCAUUGUUCUCCCAUGGAAUAAAGUGGUCACACCAACCCACUCCUCUUCUGAAGCAGUGCGCUUUGCUCCUGAAUGUUCAUGGCUUGGUAACUGGCUAGUUCCAAAGUGAAAGUUGCUGAGCCUGAUGUUAAAGAGCGCAGAACUGUUGAGUAACCCUAAACAAAAAGCAAACCAUAUUUAAAUGUAAGUACUAUAAUCAAAUAAAUUUAGGGUUGGGUGUAGAUAAAGAAAGCUUUCUGCCCUGGUUUAAUUUACUACAGUGUGAUUCAGCUGGGGAAAAGACUAUCACAAGCAUAAUACAAAAUAUACAGUAAACAUUACCUUUUUUAAUAGAUGCACUAUUUUUCACCCAUAUUCCCAAUAUUAGAGAAACAAGUGUUGGUUCAGUACAACAUAAAUGAUGAGACAUUUUCUUUCAUAGCUGUAUGAACCACACUGUAUCCUCCCGAGAUCUUAGUCCAGACCUUCAGCAAAAUUAGAAAUAUCAGUUCCUCACUUCAUCAUGUGAAAACAACUGCAUAUAUCAAAAAGAAUCAGAAAUGGGCAGGCACACCAUUUUUGCUUUGCUUUCAUCAUUAUCGCCACCACAUACCAUCAUUUCUGCUAGGGGAACAGCUGCAACCACUACUUUGUUAUCCUGACGAUUUUGGAUUUCCUGAAUGCUGCCUCUUCUCUGCGCAAGGUCACCAAGCACUGCGCUGAGGAGCUCUUCGCUCACUGUAAUUUCCAGAUUCAUUAAGGGUUCCAGCAGUUGUUUACUGGCUUUCUUUAAAGCCUAAAAUCGAAAAGUAGUAAGUUACCCUUGGCUCCCUUUUAAAAAUGCAAUUCUUCUAUGGUGUGGACUAUAUAAUGAAACUAACUUCUGUCUCAUAAUCCCUACAUCCCCUAGGGUAUGUUCCUACAGAGCAUAUUAGAUCAGAGAAAAAGGAAACCUAUGCUAUACCGAUAAUUGUGUGUCUACCCGCACACCUCACUUUCCCUACACAUGAACCAGAGAUGACAACAAUUUAUUACUAAGAGGCCUCCAGCCAUGUCUCAGCCCCCAACAGCAGUAGAAAACUAUAUUAUGCCAGCACCAAGUGUUAAGGGAAAAAAAAAAGUAUACAAACAUCAAGAAUCCCUUGAUUCAGUGAGAACAACAAAACAUGGUGACAUGAAACAAUGGUUAUUGCAAGUUAAUAUGUUAAAAGAAACGAAGUAGCUGAAAUUGAAGGCUUUAAAGCUUAAAAAAAGCAAGAUGUUGUAAAUUAAUGGUACAGUACCUCACUUUGGAAUAGGGUAAUAUUGACCCACGAGACCAAGGCUAAAAGGGACAAAAAUAUUUUGACAGGAAAAAAUAUAGGCUACAGAGGAGCUUAGUAAACCCAAGAAAGUGCCGGACUUCGCUCCAUGCAACAAGCCAUAUUACAUAUAAUCUCCAAUUCUUAACUAAUUCAACCCAGGUAACACCACACAAAAGGGUAAGGAUUGAUGCCAAAAAGCUGAGUGAAUAUUCCCACAGUGCAAUCUGCUAUAAUCUGGGGGCUCCCGAAGGGGGUGUUAAAGAGCUUAUUUUAUUCCUAUUGAUUAUACAAUUUUAUUUGAUACGCUACCUAUCAUACUCUAGAUAUCUAAAAUAGUUUGCAAAAAAAAACUACUGGUGCUGUAAUCACAGGCAAUGGUGUUAUGCACUUCAAUAGCUCACACCGAGUUUUAAGCACUAGAGCCAAUUUUACCAAGAAUGCAUUACAAAGCCCAUAGCAAAAAAAGUUUCAUUUUUCAGCUGACAGCAACUGUAUACAUGGCUACAUACAAAGCUGGAAAGUGGUACAUGCCACUAAAGUACAGACACUAAAGUGCACAAGAUCAGUACAAAUUCAGAACUGAUUUUUUAGGAUUAAUAAGAAAGAUUCCAAUAGGAUGUGUGAAUUAAUAAUGGGCAGAGAAAGUAGAAGCUACAGGGAACACACUCCUGAUGGAAAGUAAAGACAAAUAAUGUGACACUACAUAAGAAGUAACUGAGAGUAUAUCUUAAAUCUAUGCAAAAUAUAACGCAGAUCACAAAAACUGCCAAGAGAACACAAUGAUAAAAUCCAAAUAUUCCCAAGGUAAACAGCCCUCCAGAUGUAAAGAAAAUUAUGUUGAUUUUCAACAUGAAAGACUAAAGACCUAUAUGUACACCUGGAGGAGUUUAAAUAUUUUGCUGGAAGCUACCUGGCUAGAGGUGACAAUCAAAAUUCUGAAGGACAUCAAACAAGGGAAAAAGGAAGAUUCAAGACAUUCCUUAUGUUGUGAGUGUUGUAUAUGUUUCUGAACAAGUAAUAAGGUGCACACAUCUCUGCCAUCUUCCUAAAGGCUGCAUUUUUGUCUAAAAUAUGCACCAUCAUAUUUUCCCAUGAAACUGCACUGUAGUUGCAUUAUACCUUUUGCAUACAACGAGAAACACAAGCAGAAAUCAUAGUCAGGGAAGUUUCAGAGUGCAUGGUCAUGGAAUACAAAAUCACUGCUACAUCCUGAACUGGGAAUCCUAGGAGCGGUCCUAGACAAAGAACAAACAAUGUGUUAGCAUUACAAUGUUUCAUGUCAUUUUUCAUAUUAUUAAGUUAUGGAAAAAGUAUUUUGGGAUUAACCUGAAGGGUCUGACAUCCCCUCUGACCUACUCAGUAGACAAGUUAUUUGUUUUAUUUCGUGCUCUAACCAUCAUUUUAUCAUUGUCCAACUUUGCCAAAAGGGGCAGAUAGGCAAAUCAUAAUGUAGUCUUGUGGUUUAUUAUCCCUCUUGGUCAACAGCAUAAGCAACAUUUGCCAGAAUUAGGUCUCUGAUGUUCCCAGAGUGCAUUAUAGAAACAAAAAAAAGUGGACCAAAUUAAUCUUACAGAAGAAAAAAGAAAUCAUUUUCAGAAUAGACUUGACUGCUAAAGUGUCUUCAUAAAGAGAGAGAACAUUUAAUUAUGAUUAAAGAUGUAAUGACAUUCAUGUUAAUCAAAAACAGAUGUACCACCAUACCACUUUUUUAAUAAAUUGUUAUAACAACUAAGGGCAACGGCUGACUUCCUGAUCCAAAUGUAGAUUUUUAACUCUUCUGGAGUGAGGUCAGCUGCCUCCAUGGCACCAUUUUCUUCCCUUCCCAAAUCCUGAAGAGCAUUCUUAGCAAAACAUGGAACUGUGUGGGGGAAUAGGCAGAGGCCCAGAAUGGGUAAGGACAGGACUUGGGGAAAACAAAACAACCCCACCCCACAGUCCAGCAGUCCCAAAAGGAGGUAUUAUGACCAGAGCACCUUUUCUGCAACUCCCAUUUAAGUGAGAGGAUGUAUGCCUGAGGAAGACACACGUCAGGUAGGCCCUGAUAGUGGGGCUCUGAAACCAGCAGGUGGCUUAUUUCAUGCCAGGAGUGCGGAGCAAACUCUGUCCCCAUCAAAAUAUUAUGGGAAAAACUCUACAGUGUUUUCCAUCCAGAGUUUUUCUCCCCUUACCGCCACAUCUUCCCACUGACUUUCCUAUAGUAAAGAGCAAUUUGGCCAUGUUAUUAACUUAUAUAGUAAGAGUAUAGUUAAUGUUGUUUUGUGAUGUCAAGAGAUUGUUAGUAAUAAAACUGAAUACCAAUAAUCAAUCAGUACAAUGUGUCUGACGAGUCUGAUGUUUUGUCCAUAUUUGAACUUCAGAUGAUUAUUAUUUGCAGUUACUUACUGGGCAAUGGGCUGGAUUUGAAUCAGUGAUUCAGAGCUACAUUAGCCCUCUGUCAUUUUCUCUGAAUUUGUGCUGUGCUCUCUUUUGCAUUAUGACUGCUACACUCCUUUUUCCCCAUUAUUUCUUAUUUUCCCUUCUGCCUCACACUGCCCUUUCACUCCAUUUCCUGAUUUGUGUUUUCCAUGAUGUCCUGAACCAAAUAUCUUAGCAGUACAAAGAAACUUCACUGGAACCCCCCACUUUGAUGUGCUGGCCAAGGAGGUUUCAGAGACUGAGAUUUCUGUUAACUUCACAGUGCAUGUCAGAGAUGGUGAGAAACACCAACCAACAUGGUAACACAGAAUGAAGUUAUAGAGCAACAGUUUAAUGCCUUU
This is a messenger RNA of Dermochelys coriacea (leatherback sea turtle), 7660 nucleotides long. RefSeq names its product hexosaminidase subunit beta (gene HEXB). Gene Ontology annotation, molecular function: beta-N-acetylhexosaminidase activity. The transcript has 14 exons. NCBI's taxonomy places the organism in Eukaryota, Metazoa, Chordata, Testudines, Dermochelyidae. Gene Ontology annotation, biological process: ganglioside catabolic process; glycosaminoglycan metabolic process; carbohydrate metabolic process. The coding region runs from base 236 to 1894 and encodes 552 amino acids. The record is from RefSeq and is a predicted model, not a curated record. Gene Ontology annotation, cellular component: membrane.